Tripterygium wilfordii is the source of this 578-nucleotide messenger RNA. RefSeq names its product signaling peptide TAXIMIN 2-like. Bases 204 to 425 code for a protein of 73 amino acids. The transcript has 2 exons. NCBI's taxonomy places the organism in Eukaryota, Viridiplantae, Streptophyta, Magnoliopsida, Celastrales, Celastraceae. The record is from RefSeq and is a predicted model, not a curated record.
GGCAACAUUGUCAAUUGAAAGAAACUGAUGUGAUGGUAGACUUGGUAGUUAUAUUCGGCGUCCGGGUCCCAAGAAUACUGCAAUCCCUCGUCCCCUUUCCCCUCGUAAAUUCCACAGUAACAAACAUAUUGAUUAGUUCUCCACUUCGUUUACAAAACCCCCAAAAAAGGUUCAGAACUUGAAGAAGAAGAAGAAGAGAGAGAAUGGAAGAUUGCAGGCCAUUAGGGUUCUUGAUAGGCCUGCCAUUUGCCUUGGUUGCUCUGGUUUUGUCUCUUGUUGGUGCUGUCGUUUGGCUUCUUGGAUCGGUGCUGAGUUGUUUGUGCCCCUGCUGCAUCUGCUGUGCUUGUAUUGCAAAUUUGGCUGUGGAUCUGGUGAAGCUGCCUAUAAGAGUAAUUAGAUGGUUCACAGAUCUGAUCCCUUGUUAGUAUUCAUAGUUCAUAUUUUUACCUGCUCAUUAUUUGUUCAUUCAGGCUUGUCUCUUGUUUUGUAUUUGGAGUUUUGAGUUCACCAUCAAUCUAUGUAACUUGGGAGAUUGUUUAGUGGUGAAUCUAUGGAGCCAAACCAUACCCACUUAUUAA